AGUCAGGACUGGAAACACAACAGCAUCUGUGGAGCUGCCUUAGAAGACAAAGGGGGAAGAGUACAGGGAGGAGCAGGGAAGGAGUCAGCUGAGCUUAUACCCAGACCCCUUCGGAUUCAUGAUUCCCCUACUCACAUCACACACACACACACACACACACACACACACACACACACACAGAGCUAAGGCUCUGAGAAACUGGGUAAGUCCUUAGUGAUCUUCUGUCUGCCCUCUCAGGGUACAUUGGGGAAACCCAGGAUCUGGAAACUCCUUCAGACAGGAAUGAGAAUGUUGCCCUUGUAGUCUGGGAACAAGUUGUGAAGGCUGCAGCCCCUAAUUGAGGCAGGGAAUAGGCUUCUUCCCUGUUGUCCCUGGCCAACAGCAGGAAGUGCUAACAGGCCCGCGUUGUGGGUGAAGGAGGGACCAGGAGAGGAAAGAAAACACAGGUAAAGAAGGUAGAAAUGAAGACUUUUAAAAGAUUACUAGAGCGGGGUGUGGAGGCACACACCCGGGAUCACAAUAUUUGGAAGUGGGAGGCAAGGUCGUCAGGACGGCAAGGCCAGUGUGGACUACACGAGGCCCACUGGGAAAGAGGUUUGCUGAGAACCAACAAGGCAGCAGCAGGGUUGAGAUCCCAUGGGCUCAGAAGCCUGGGGAAAUAAAUGACUUGUCUCUGAUCCCCACUCAGUUGCCGUCUAUACAAUGAAAAUCCCAGUUAAAUAGAGUAGUGUAUUCCUCAACCCCAGAGGACCCCAUCUGCCUGUCUCCUGUGUAGCACACAACCUCCCGACAAGGGUCCUGGCGCCCGGGGAAGGUGUUACCUCGCGCAGUCGAGGUCAAGUGUCCACUUUGCCUCCCCAGCCCUGGUGUGGUGUUUCGGGGGGCGGAGGCAGGUCUCUGCUCGAACUGGGUCCCUGCGCGCUCCCCUGCCUCCGCGCCCGCGCACCUGUCCACCGGGUCCCCGGGCGCCCCGUCCUCACCGCGCAUCCGCGCCUUUUGCUGUGCCUUUCUCUGCGCGCCUCUGCCUGCGCGCUUUCCUGCCUGCCUGCCCCCCCUCCUCGCUCCUCCACCCCCGUCUCUUUCCCGGGAUCCGUUGGGUCUCCCUCAGUCCCUCGCUGGCCUGCCUUCCGUCUGGGGGUCCAAGAAGGCGAGAUGAGCGGCUCUUGCUCGAGCUACGUGAGCGCGGAGCAGGAGGUGGUGCGCGGCUUCAGUUGCCCGCUGCCGGGGGGCGAGGCGGCUGCUGUCUUCUGCUGUGGCUUCCGCGACCACAAAUACUGCUGCGACGACCCGCACAGCUUCUUCCCCUACGAGCACAGCUACAUGUGGUGGCUCAGCGUGGGCGCUCUCGUGGGCCUCUCCACAGCAGCCGUGGUCCUUCUGGCCUUCGUCGUCACUGCGUGUGUGCUCUGCUACCUGUUCAUCAGCUCAAAGCCCCACACGAAGCUGGACCCAGGCUUAAGCUUAGCGACAACAGGCUCUAAGGAGAUGUCACGUGACCAUCAAGGUUUGAGCACAACAAUCCCCAUGGAGGUGCCAGGGGCAAACUCUCCCAGGCAGAGUUACUCCUUGAACUCACGACUGGAAAGCAAUGAAAGGCUACCUGUGGGCCCCAGAUGUCCCCUCCAGCACCACUUCAUGGCCCCGGUGACUGCUAGCAACAUUCCAGGCAGCCCUGAAGAGGCCUUUGUCCCCACCCCUGACCUAUGUGGAUCAGUUCCUUAAACA
Alexandromys fortis (reed vole) is the source of this 1725-nucleotide messenger RNA. It is a transcript of the gene Shisal2a, whose product is annotated as shisa like 2A. Bases 1153 to 1722 code for a protein of 189 amino acids. Lineage: Eukaryota; Metazoa; Chordata; Mammalia; Rodentia; Cricetidae. The transcript has 3 exons. The record is from RefSeq and is a predicted model, not a curated record.